UGAAGAAAAAACUGGACGAGCUCACAGACCUCUCUCUCCUAAACAAAAUGUGAGGAAGAAUCUUGAUUUUGAGCCACUCUCCACUACAGCACUUAUUUUAGAAGACAGACCAGCGAACCUCCCUGCAAAACCAGCAGAAGAAGCUCAGAAACACAGACAACAGUACGAAGAAAUGGUGGUUCAAGCCAAAAAAAGAGAGCUUAAAGAAGCACAGAAGAGAAAGAAACAACUGGAAGAACGCUGUAAACUGGAAGACAGCAUCGGCAACGCUGUGUUAACUUGGAACAAUGAAAUUUUACCCAACUGGGAAACUAUGUGCUGUUCCCGUAAGGUUCGAGAGCUGUGGUGGCAGGGCAUCCCACCGAGCGUGAGAGGCAGAGUCUGGAGCUUGGCAAUUGGCAACGAGUUAAACAUCACCCAUGAACUGUAUGAUAUUUGCCUGGCCCGUGCCAAAGAGAAGUGGCGAUCACUCAGCACAGGAGGGGCUGAAGUAGAAUGUGAAGAUGCUGGAUUUUCUGCAGCCGACAGAGAAGCAAGCUUGGAGUUAAUAAAACUGGAUAUCUCAAGAACGUUUCCUAAUCUCUGUAUAUUCCAGCAAGGUGGUCCUUACCAUGAUACGUUGCACAGUAUUUUAGGAGCCUAUACUUGCUACAGACCUGAUGUAGGCUAUGUACAGGGCAUGUCAUUCAUAGCAGCAGUACUGAUCUUGAACUUGGAUACUGCAGAUGCCUUCAUUGCUUUUUCUAACCUUUUAAAUAGACCCUGUCAGAUGGCAUUUUUCCGUGUGGAUCACAGCCUUAUGUUGACUUACUUUGCUGCAUUUGAAGUAUUCUUUGAAGAAAAUCUGCCCAAGUUAUUUGCUCACUUCAAAAAAAAUAAAUUAACUCCAGACAUCUAUCUUAUUGAUUGGAUAUUCACAUUGUACAGCAAGUCUUUGCCACUAGACUUGGCAUGUCGUGUCUGGGAUGUGUUCUGCCGUGAUGGAGAAGAGUUCUUAUUCCGUACAGCCCUGGGAAUAUUAAAACUUUUUGAAGAUAUUUUGACCAAAAUGGACUUCAUACAUAUAGCCCAGUUUUUAACAAAGCUACCAGAGGACUUGCCUUCGGAAGAAUUCUUCACAUCUAUUGCUGCCAUUCAGAUGCAAAGUAGAAACAAAAAGUGGGCUCAGAUCUUGGCUGCGCUGCAGAAGGAUAACCGGGAAGUGGAGAAAGGAAGCCCUUCGCUCAAACGUUAGAGCUCUGGCGGCCUCCAGUGACUCAUGGGAAGAGAGCUAAAGUGGCAAAAGUACUGAGUACUGUUUAACAUGUAUGAGCCUGCAAAUCAAAGUGUUAUUUCAGAGUUUUGGUUAGUAGUAGGAUAGCCUUAAAGGGGAGAGAGG
This is a messenger RNA of Merops nubicus (carmine bee-eater), 1378 nucleotides long. RefSeq names its product TBC1 domain family, member 14 (gene TBC1D14). The transcript is spliced from 11 exons. The record is from RefSeq and is a predicted model, not a curated record. Bases 173 to 1234 code for a protein of 353 amino acids. NCBI's taxonomy places the organism in Eukaryota, Metazoa, Chordata, Aves, Coraciiformes, Meropidae.